UGUAUUGGGGGGGGUUACACCAUGUCCGAAGGAGGGGCCUCAGUGAACUGUGUCUGUCCUCAUUGGUUGACAGAGGCCCUCCUUCCUCCCUUUUAAAAGCCUGCGUUUUCACCUGAGAUACAAAAGAGCUGCAGCUCCUCGCCCAUUCACUCGUCUGUCAUCUCUCUUACUUCCUAAAAUACAUUUCUCUAAAAAGAAAAACAAAGGAACAAUCUUAGAACCUCUUCAAAGAACUUUUCAGUAAUUAUUUUCUCAUAGGUAACCGAGUCUAGCAGAGGCUGAGAAAAAAGGGAACACAUCACUGCCUUGCGAACGUCUAACCCUGAAAUCCUGAAAACUGAAUUUCUCCGCCUUUCGUCUUGCUGCGUGCCACUAUGCCAGGAGUCGUGGAUCGUAUGGAGCUGAGGAAAGUCUCCAUGGAGGCUGAUGACGACAGCACAGACAGCCUGGACGACCGCUACACUGAGCCCAUUGACUCUGAGAAGGCCACCAUCAGCAGUCAAUUUAUGGAUGAUAAUGACGACGCAGAAAGCCAGAAGUUCCUGUCAAAUGGGAUAAUGAAGAAGAAGAAAUACGAAGAAUACCAUGAAGAAUAUCACCCCGGCCAUGCCUCCUUCGGGAUGUCCGUCUUCAACCUGAGCAAUGCCAUCAUGGGCAGCGGCAUCCUGGGCCUGUCUUUCGCAAUGGCGAACACUGGCAUUGUUCUUUUUACAGUCCUCCUCGUCGGCGUGGCCAUCCUUUCCUUGUAUUCCGUGCAUCUUCUCCUCAUGACAGCAAAAGAAGGAGGAUCCCUCAUCUAUGAAAAGCUGGGGGAGAGAGCAUUCGGAUGGCCUGGGAAAAUGGCAGCAUUUGGAUCAAUUAUCAUGCAAAACAUUGGAGCCAUGUCAAGCUACCUCUUUAUUGUGAAGUAUGAGCUGCCUGAAGUGAUCCGAGCCUUCUUGGGUUUAGAAGAAAGCUCUGGUGAAUGGUACCUGAACGGAAACUACCUGGUGGUGUUUGUGUCGAUCGGAAUCAUUCUGCCUUUGUCUCUCCUUAAAAAUCUAGGCUACCUGGGCUACACCAGUGGUUUUUCCCUGUCCUGCAUGGUCUUCUUCCUGGGUGUGGUUAUAUACAAAAAGACCCAGCUGCCCUGCCCUCUUCCUUUCUUUUACCACCACUCGUCCAACCUCAGCAUAAAUGGCUCUGACAUGACGGGGUUGUACAUGCAACAGAACCACUCGGCGCAAAUGGAUUUCUCCCGAGCCGAUGUUUCCCCGGCGGUCCUGGGAAGCCACGAUGCUCACCACUCCACCGGUGUCCACUUCGAGCCUCACCCCGAUGACGAGGAGAUGUGCACACCCAAAUACUUUGUCUUCAACUCACAGACAGCGUACACUGUGCCAAUCCUGGCCUUUGCCUUCGUCUGCCAUCCUGAAGUCCUGCCUAUCUACAGUGAGCUGAAAGAUCGCAGCAGGAAAAAGAUGCAGAACGUUUCCAACCUGUCCAUCUUGGCUAUGCUCAUCAUGUACAUGCUGUCGGCGCUGUUCGGCUACCUCACGUUUUAUGAUAAUGUGGAAGCAGAGUUGCUCCACACCUUCACCAAGGUUUACAAGUUCGACACCAUGUUGCUGCUGGUUCGCUUGGCUGUUCUCACUGCAGUCACUCUGACUGUCCCCAUCGUGCUGUUCCCUAUCCGCUCCUCCAUCACCACGUUGUUAUUCAGCGGUCGAGAGUUCAGCUGGACUCGCCACAUGCUGAUCGCCGCUGCAAUUCUGGCCUUCAACAACAUGCUGGUGAUCUUCGUUCCUACCAUCAGAGACAUCUUCGGCUUCAUCGGUUCUUCUGCCGCCACCAUGCUCAUCUUCAUCCUACCCGCUGCCUUUUACCUCCGCCUGGUAAAAUCACUGCCGUUCCGCUCCCCACAGAAGAUCGGGGCGACCAUCUUCCUGGUUGUGGGAAUCGUCUUCAUGAUUGGCAGCUUGACGCUCAUCGUCCUCGACUGGGUUCACAACCCCCCAGGCUCCAGCGGUGGUCACUAAGCUUUCCUCCUCUGAUUCACAUUAAGAGUGCAGCGACCUCCCCAAAACACCAGCUUCACCCCACCACUACCACCACCACCACCACCACCACCCACCAAGUCUCAUCUGCCUCAGCUGGUCCCACAUCUGGGAAAAGGUUCCCUUCGCUUCAUCAAAUCUCAAAUAUCAAUCAUAAAACCUCAACGUAAGAACAUGAUGCGCUGCACUGGGUUAAGACAUCCCCCCAGAGAAUAUCACUGGAGGGGAAUUUUUAAGCUUGCUUUAUACUUUUUUGUCUUUUUUUUUUUCUUUGUUGCUCUAAAAUUCUGGAUGUGACACAACACAAACAAGAAUAUCAGAACCCAGAGAGCGGGAAACAGGCUCUGGUUUAAAGUGCCACCAAGAUAACCUGAAAUUAUCAUCAUCAUCAUUGUUAUUUCCAUGAAGAGACAGAACAAACACACACUGUGUAUCUCUCAUCUGAAGCAAAUCUGUGAACAGCAACUUGCAGGGCUGGAAAGACAAUGCGAGUCCCUUAGUCCUCUGCACACUUGAAGGAGACAUUUGGAGUUGGAGUGUGUCGUCCUCCAUGAAACAAGGAGCACUUCUAGCAUUACAUUUCACUUUGUGAAAGAUCUAACACACAUGUGCACGCAUGCAUAAUCAUAUAUAGAUAUAUCAAAACACAUCUGCAGCUGUUUUACCCAUCAAUACCUGAAAUCAAACCAGCAGAUCUCUGGCUGGUCUAGCUACAUGUUAACAAUCAGAAGCUUUGCCUACAUGCACAUACAGUUUCAGUUGAUCAGGUUCAUGCUAGAGCUUCCCAGCUCCACAUUAAAGGAUCUUCCUUGCCAGCUGUUUUCAUCCUGGCUGUGUGCACGAAGCAAGGCGAUGCUUUCAGUAUUAAUGUCACAGAGGGAUCUGAACAUGCAAAGUAUGAAUGUACAUAAGUGUAUCUACUGAAAAAAAUGAGUGUUGUACAUAAUAUCGUACUUGAGCUCAUACGGCUCUCUGCCAUUCAGGUUGUAUGAAGUUGAAUCAUCAUUUCAAACACAUAAAUAUACACCUGCUGGAAUCAUUUAUAGGGCACUUGAUAAGGCUGUACAGCCCAGUAUAUAUGUAUAAAAACAAUUUUAAAGUAUGUAGUUUAGAAGAGAACAAUUGGACAAUGCAGAAAUUAAUUAAAUGUGACCAACAGAGCAAAACUGGAAAUAGGUAUUUUAAAAAUGUAAAUUCAAGAUGCCGAGAUUUUAAGUAAAAUAUUUUCAACUUGUGCCGAACUAUCCUCAUCACUGCCAAAUGAAAAGCAUCAUCCUCUCCAAAACAUAAUAACAUUCAAUAAUGUACGUAGUGAUUUGGAAGAAGCUGGGUGGUAAACAAUAUCAGUACGUAAUAAAUACAGUGUUGAUUUCUAUACUAAUAUGCAGAGGAUAUGUGCAACACAGUAAACCAGGCUCAAAAACUAGGCUUCUUUUAUAAUUUCUCACUCAAAUGAUGAAAUUUGUGUCUUUAAAUGGUCAUAAUUAAUGUGUUUAAAAAUGAGUUUGUUUAUGUUAUUGUUCCAGAAAUUUGGGAAAUAUGUUUUUGAGCACUUCAAGCAGAGCACACAGGUCAUUACAUCUGUAUUCACAAGAAUAAGGUUCAGUCAUUAAGCUCAGUAGAUUGAUUAUCAAGUUAUUACAUGAUUUUAGAAUUCACUCUGUCACUGUCAUUUCUACACUCAUACCCAAAAUUAUCAUACACGUUUGAAAAUUUCCUAAUAUUUUUUAUCUAAAAUUUUAAUCAGAUAAUAAAAAUUGUAACAUGACAAUAAUUUUUAUUUAUGCCUUUUAGAUCUUCUCGUUAUAAUUGGCUUCUAAUACUGAUGCCUUUGGUAGAAUCAUUGACAGCAACAUCAAUACCCCAGAUUCAUUCAUAUGACUUGUUCCCCAAUGCCAUCACGUGUCAUGAACACAUCCAGCCAAAGUGGACAACAUUUAUAGAUCCUUUGCGGAUCUACAUACAUGAAACAAAUAGAUAUUUCAAAUGAAAUAGUGUAUUAUGUGCAUGUUUUUGGAUUACAAACAUGGUCUUUUUGGACAAUUGUAUAUGCUCUGUAAAUAAUCUUUAUUUUAUGGUACACUGACACUCAUUGUCUGUGAGUGGGUUGUCGAGGGGAUUCUGCCUUACAAGUCUUCUGCAAUCCAGUGUUUGUUUUAGUUUAUAUAUAAAUAUAUAUAACUUGUAUUAGACAUUUUUUCUUGCUGUAUGACAGUAGUGUUUUUUUUCCUUUAUUUGAAGCUUGUAUAUUUGUAGAAAAUUGGGUUUCUAUAUAUCCAUUUUCAUUUUCUAAUGUUAGCUUGUCAUAUCAGGAUGAUCAACGGCCUACUUCAUAACAGUUUAUCACAUGGUUUUCCCAGAAGUCUCAGAAACAAGGCAACAAGUUUCAGUGACUUAUCAGCUCCUGCUGAGUAAUACUGGGUUGAAAUCAAAGGCACGAGUAAGCAGUUGAUGAAUGUUUUUUGAAAACAGGCAGAAGCAAGAUGAGAUCAUCUCAAGUAUUUUGUGCCCACACUACAGGAAGGUUCUUACAGGACAGAACACCUCAAUAACUUGUUAUAAGAGCUCAUGUCUUUCUAUUAUUUACAGAUUGGCACGUAAUAGCAUGUAUGCAAACGCGUAACUGUACACCGAUGCUAACAUAUAGCUACAUGUACCUCUAAGACAGGAUAACAAAAUGCACAAGAACCUUCCAUGUUUGCCAGUUUUGAAGCUCUACCAGGACAAUCGUACACAGUUCUACAAUGUAUAUCACUGCUGUCAUACAAAAAAAAACCUUUUCAAAUCUAGUUUUGGUGAGGUUUUAUUUCUGUGACGUUACUUGAACUGAAGCUUUCCAUGGUCUGAUAAAGUCAGCAAGCUUGACUGAGGGGUCCACACGGCCCACUCAGUACCUGUUAUGAAUGUCCAAUAAUGUAUUGUUCUCAGUUUGAAAAUCUGGUGUACUCUUUCUAAAUUUUCCAAAUGUUUGGCUGCAACUUAGUUAGCCUCCUGCCGUGAGAGACUCAUUCUGCUCACAGGCAGUUUUUAACAGAAUUCUCCCAACACCACACCUCUACCCCUUUAGUAUCUCAGGUAUUCAGUCUGGAUGAAUUUCUGUCUUAUUCUAGAUACAUUCAAAUCUCUUCACCUCUUUUGCAUGAUUGAGCCAAGAUGUACAAUGCUGUUGUAUAUUGUGCUGGCCUAGAUGAGAAGUCGUCUUGUGGAUUUGUAGAUGCAGACCCCAGCUAACGUUGACAGUGUUAGAGGAGUUGUACAGAACCACCUGCCUUAUUUUUCUAUGGACCCUCAGCCGUGGAGAAGCACUGGCUCAAUGUUUCUGCUGUUCACAGCGUGUCUGCUUCCUGUGGAUCAGGCUGAACAUUCAGAUUUGUAAUUUUACCCAAACAAAGGGGAUGUUCUUUUUUAUCAGUGAUGCUGUUUCAUUAUGAUGACCAAUAAAAAUGUGAAAUGAAAAAGUU
This is a messenger RNA of Lates calcarifer (barramundi perch), 5497 nucleotides long. It is a transcript of the gene slc38a4, whose product is annotated as solute carrier family 38 member 4. The coding region runs from base 375 to 2018 and encodes 547 amino acids. Gene Ontology annotation, molecular function: amino acid transmembrane transporter activity. The record is from RefSeq and is a predicted model, not a curated record. Gene Ontology annotation, biological process: amino acid transmembrane transport. The transcript has 16 exons. NCBI's taxonomy places the organism in Eukaryota, Metazoa, Chordata, Actinopteri, Centropomidae.